Messenger RNA from Leptidea sinapis, 699 nucleotides. RefSeq lists its product as uncharacterized. The transcript is spliced from 4 exons. Bases 1 to 699 code for a protein of 232 amino acids. NCBI's taxonomy places the organism in Eukaryota, Metazoa, Arthropoda, Insecta, Lepidoptera, Pieridae. The record is from RefSeq and is a predicted model, not a curated record.
AUGAGGUCUGAUCCAGAAAAAUACACUCGAGAAAAAGAGAAGGAACGGCAGAGGUACUUAAAAAGAAAAGAAAGUAAGAAAAUUUUAAGUAUUAAAGAUUUGACACCAAAAGCUAAAAAGUUACAAAGGAAAAAAUGGAGAGAAAAUUUCAAUAAAUUUUACCAAAGGAAACUAUUACUGAAACAAGGACAAAAACUUAUGGAUGUUAAUACUCCGAGUGAUAGUGAAACCAACCCCUUAAGAAAUGAUAAUGAUGAGGAACAUGAACAGCAUGAUAUACGAGACCACGAUACAAACCCAGAACGAGAACAAAGAAAUGAAGAGGUCUUGUCUGAAACUAAACACUUUACUGUUAGAGAAAGAAAUGAGGAAACAAAAAAAAACUAUUAUCAAAAGUUAAAACAGGAUAUUGCAACCUUUUUUGACAGAGACGACAUUUCAAGAAUGACUGCUGGAAAAAAAGAAUGUAUAUCCCGGGACAAGAUUAAAAAACAACGAAGAUAUUUAUUAGAUUCCAUGAAAAAUCUUCAUAAAUUUUUUGAAGCAGAAAAUACCAAAGUUAGUUAUUCAUAUUUUUGCCAGCAAAGGCCAUUUUGGGUACUCAUACCAGAUGUCAGUGACAGAGAAACAUGUUUGUGUAAAACUCAUGCGAACAUAGAACUAUUGUUGAAUGGACCUUUGCUUAAAACAAAAUCCUAA